Molecule: messenger RNA, 2128 nt
Organism: Galeopterus variegatus (Sunda flying lemur)
Lineage: Eukaryota; Metazoa; Chordata; Mammalia; Dermoptera; Cynocephalidae
Gene: CTSF
Product: cathepsin F
Exons: 16
Coding region: 1-1659 (552 amino acids)
Cellular component (GO): lysosome
Molecular function (GO): cysteine-type endopeptidase activity; cysteine-type endopeptidase inhibitor activity
Source: RefSeq, a predicted model, not a curated record
AUGGGGCUUGCCAAUCUUGUUCCCCUGGUAGCUUCUCUGCACAGGGACAAUGGAGAGCUGGGCCAGGCUGAUGGCCCCUUGGAUGGCAGUGGCUACCUCCUUGGAGUACUUAACACCCAGACCAAUGUGGCCAUUGUAGUCCUCAAUGGCAACAAACGCUUUGAGCUGGAACGCUGGCCAGCACUGGUUGUGCUUGGGAGGGCAGUGGCUGCACGGGAGGUGAAGGCGCGCCCAGAGCGAGCCCCUCAACUUCUUCCAGGGCUGCCGACACCCCGGGAUGUGCGGGAUCGAGCCUCAACAGCGCCACCGUGUGUCAAUGCGAAGUCACGACAGCAGUGGGCCGCAGACCUACCAGUUGCUCUGAUGGCCUGGGGGCCGCCGUCCCCGGAGCUGCUGGGGCCCGCCCGCUUCGCCCUGGAGACGUACAACCGCGGCCGGGCGGCCGGGACGCGGGCCGUGCUGGGGGCCGUGCGCGGUCGCGUCCGCCGGGCGGGCAAGGGGUCGCUGUACUCCCUGGAGGCGAUCCUGGAGGAGCAGCCCUGCAGAGACCCCACGGUGUGUCAACUCCCUGUGUCCAAGAAGACCUUGCUCUGCAGCUUCGAAGUCCUGGAUGAGCCAGGAAGACGCAUGCUGCUGAGGCGGGACUGUAGCCCAGUGGAUACCAAGGUUACAGGUGACAGAGACGAGACUUUCAGUUCAGUCCUUCCACUGUUGAACAAGGACCCCCUGCCCCCGGACUUUUCUGUGAAGAUGACUUCAGCCUUCAAGAAAUUUGUCUCCACCUAUAACCGGACAUAUGAGACAAAGGAAGAAGCCCACUGGCGGAUGUCUGUCUUUGCCAGUAACCUGGUGCGAGCACAGAAGAUCCAGGCCCUGGACCGUGGCACAGCUCAAUAUGGGGUCACUAAGUUCAGUGACCUCACAGAGGAGGAGUUCCGCACCAUCUACCUGAAUCCCCUCCUAAAAGAGGAGCUUGGCAAGAAGAUGCAGCUAGCCAAGUUCACGGGUGACUCUGCCCCACCUGAAUGGGACUGGAGGAAUAAAGGGGCUGUUACCAAAGUCAAGGACCAGGGCAUGUGUGGCUCCUGCUGGGCCUUCUCAGUCACAGGCAAUGUGGAGGGCCAGUGGUUCCUGAAACAGGGCACCCUGCUCUCCCUCUCUGAGCAGGAGCUCGUGGACUGUGACAAGGUGGACAAGGCCUGCCUGGGCGGCUUGCCCUCCAAUGCUUACUCGGCCAUAAAGGAUUUGGGAGGACUGGAGACAGAGGAGGACUACAGCUACCAGGGCCACAUGCAAGCCUGCAACUUCUCGGCAGAGAAGGCCAAGGUCUACAUCAAUGACUCAGUGGAGCUGAGCCGCAGUGAGCAAAAACUGGCAGCUUGGCUGGCCCAGAACGGCCCUAUCUCUGUUGCCAUCAACGCCUUUGGCAUGCAGUUCUACCGCCAUGGGAUCUCUCACCCACUGCGGCCCCUCUGCAGCCCUUGGCUCAUCGAUCAUGCUGUGCUGCUUGUGGGCUAUGGCAACCGCUCAGACGUUCCCUUCUGGGCCAUCAAGAACAGCUGGGGCACUAACUGGGGCGAGGAGGGUUACUACUACUUGCAUCGUGGGUCCGGGGCCUGUGGUGUGAACGCUAUGGCCAGCUCAGCGGUGGUGAACUGAGGAGCCCACUAGCUCAGGACCUGGUGCUGACCAGAGCAGCCCUUUCCCCAGCCUGAUCUGCGUAUCUAGGCCCCUCUUCAGGAGGCACAGCUGGCUGAGGGACCGGCACUGGGUACCUCAGGGUGAGCAAAUGGCACUGGGUUAGGGGCACAGCCCCAGCUUCCCUCCAACCCACUCCCACCUGAAGUUCCCCAAUUGCACCUUCGUUGAAUUGUGGUAGCUAGGAGGAUCUUGGGGUAAAGGAGCAUAACCAGAUAGCCGAAGCUGGGAUAAGAAUUUUGGGCUCAGAUAAGGAGCAAGAAGAAAGUAUUCUGUCCUCAGCAGGCUCUGGCUUCCUGCCCCAGCUUUACUCUGUAUGAUGCCGUAAAUUUUCUGCUCCUCCUGGAUUUGGGGACAGUGUCCCAUUUCACAUCCAGGAAACUUGUAACCACCCUUUUCUAAUAGCAAUAAAGAGGUGUCCUGGUCCCCA